Molecule: messenger RNA, 1466 nt
Organism: Hippocampus zosterae (dwarf seahorse)
Lineage: Eukaryota; Metazoa; Chordata; Actinopteri; Syngnathiformes; Syngnathidae
Gene: znhit1
Product: zinc finger, HIT-type containing 1
Exons: 1
Coding region: 1-471 (156 amino acids)
Biological process (GO): chromatin remodeling
Cellular component (GO): Swr1 complex
Molecular function (GO): nucleosome binding
Source: RefSeq, a predicted model, not a curated record
AUGGUGCUGGAGAAGAAGAACUCGGCGAGGGUGGAGGCCGGCCAGAGGAGGGUUUUGGACGAUGCAACGCGCCAGAGGAGACUUAGUCGGCAGCUCGAAGCUUUGGAGAAAGACAACUUCCAGGACGACCCUCUGAGCUCGCUCCCCGCGCCAGGUCCGACCGCCCGCCUCCCAGCCUUCAGUGAAACGGAGGAGCCUGAGAAGAAGAAGAGGAAGACGCGAGGCGAUCACUUCAAGUUGCGAUUUAGGAAAAACUUCACGGCGCUCCUCGAGGAGGAGAACUUGGCGGACAAGCCGGAGCCCAACUACCUUUCGGCGCUGGCCCCUCCCUCGUCGCUACCCCCUCGCCAUUUCUGCUGUGUGUGCGGCUUUCCGUCCAACUACACAUGCACGACCUGUGGGGGGCGCUAUUGCUGCGUCAAGUGUUUGAUUACACACCGAGAAACAAGGUGUCUCAAGUGGACGCUGUGACGGACAUUACCCCAAUUCCUUGGUAACAUACUCACCUGGUCCAGGAACAAAAACUUGUACAGUAAUCCACCAAUUACUUGCGACUUCAUACUUUCCCCAGCUUUUUUUUUUAAUGAUGCCCCACUAUAUCGCGAUUCAUUGUUCAACAAUGCCACCGUUGAUAAUUUUUUAAAUUAUUUUAUGUUGUUUACGGCAUGCUGGCAAGUCUGAAUUUAGGCUUGCGUGCCUUCAUUACCACGCUGCAACUUGCCCGGGCAGCACUGAGCUCUACUAGUACAGAUGUAGUUAUUAUUAAUAGCAAGAAGAGGAUGCAACUUCAGUGCAAUGGCAUAGUAUGUUUUGCUUUUUUAAUAUUCGUUUUCUCACCGAGCAGUAAGACCACCACAUGCCUGUUGUUAGAUGCUCUGCUUUUAUGCGUUGUUGCUCCAUGUGCAAAUUGCAAUUACUUUAACAUCUAUACAGAUUUUUGUUUGCUCUUAUAUGGCCUUUCAAAUUGUAUAAUUUAAUAGCAAACAUGUUGGUGUUUAAAUAAGUAUACAACGUGUAAUUCUCUUGUUUGAUGUGUCAACUUGGAGUGACAAUUUAAACAGCUUGAAGCAAACUUGCUCUGCCUGUCACUCAGUGAACUGUGUGAAAGAGUGAGAGUAGGCAUCGAAGAAUACUUUUAAAAUGUGGUAUAAACUCACUUGCUUGCCUGCGACCCUGAUCACUAAAUGCCAAUCUCACCCAUGAGUUGAUCUCAUUGACAUGUGAUAAAAUGGCCCUAGGUUGGCUCUUGACAUUAAUAGCGCGGAAACAUACUUACACCUCAUGUCAGUUACACAGACCCUUAAAUUAGCCAUAUGAGACGUCUGUACCUCUCAGGACGUCAGCUGAAGGCUUAUUGAUUGUUUCCAGGAUCUAAACCCGUAUUUUGUGCGUCGUUGAACAGGUUGGAUGUCCAUUUACGUUCUAUAUCAGGUUCUAAAAAUAAAAAUGCUGUUAAAAUCUUGAAA